AUUCAUUAUAAUAAUGAGGUCCAGAUCUCAUCUAUAAUUCAUGCAUGCCUUAAUUCACAUUAAAGUUGUUGUAGUAAAUACUACAUACACAUCAAUAUCACAAAACCAAAAAACUUGAUUCUUUAGAAUUUCAUUUCCCUAGAAAAAACAAACAGGGGAAUUAACAGAGGAAUGAAAUGAGGGGGGAUUCAAACCCAUUGAAACCCCUCUCUUUUUACAAACAAACUUCUUUUUUUGUUAAACUUCUUCUUCUUUUUCUCUUAUUGGGUUUAACAAUUCGCUUCUUUCCUUUUCAUUCCAUUGAUUAUUCAUCAACAAUUUUAGAAACUCAGUCUUAUCCUCCUGCAUUUAUUUCCCCAGAAACUGACCUCUUUUCUUCUGAUAAAGGUUAUCUUUUAUCCAAUUCAACCAAAUUGUUUCGAGACGAAGCAAAACCAAAAUGUGAUUUGUUUAGUGGUGAAUGGGUUCCAUAUCCAUCUGGCUCAGUUUACAAUAACAAUAGCUGCCCUUUCAUUGAGCAACCUCAGAAUUGUAUGAGUAAUGGUCGUCCGGAUUCCGAUUACCUCUAUUGGAGGUGGAAUCCCUUGGAUUGCAAGUUGGCCAAGUUCGAUCCGGAGAGGUUUCUUGAUUCUAUGAGAAACAAGUCGUGGGGAUUCAUCGGCGAUUCGAUUUCUCGCAAUCAUGUGCAAUCAUUUCUUUGUAUCUUAUCACAGGUGGAGCAAGCAAAGGAGAUUUAUCAUGAUGAGCAAUAUAAGUCUAGGAAAUGGGUUUUUCCCUCGUACAAUUUUACAAUCGCGGUAAUUUGGUCCCCAUUUCUCAUCAAAGCCGAGAUAUUUGAAGACAACGAUGGAUUCUCAACUGCCGAAACCCGACUUCAUCUCGACAAGUUGGACGAGAAAUGGACGAGCCAAUACAAUGACUUUGAUUAUGUGAUAAUCGCUGGUGGAAAAUGGUUUCUUAAAACUGCAAUCUACUAUGAGAAUAACAUGGUCCAGGGAUGCCAUUACUGCCACGGGAAGAACUUGACUGAAAUCGGGUUUGAUCAUGCAUAUCGCAAGGCACUCGAGUUGGUUUUCGACUUCGUGAUGAGUUCGAGUCAUAGAGCACAAGUUGUAUUUAGAACAAUCACCCCAGAUCACUUUGAGAAUGGCGAAUGGCAUAAUGGGGGAACUUGCAAUAGACGAGUGCCUUUUAAAGACGGUCAGGUGAACAUAACUGAUAUAGACAGGGUACUUUAUGAGGUAGAAUUGCAGGAAUUUGAUAGGGCAGUUGGAGUUGUGCAGGAGAAAAAGAUUUCAUUGAAGCUUCUCGACACGACUCGACUCUCACUAUUGAGGCCGGAUGGACAUCCCGGCCCAUACAGACAGUCGCAUCCUUUUGCAAAGGAUAAAAAUGCUAAGGUUCAAUACGAUUGCUUGCAUUGGUGUUUGCCCGGGCCAAUUGACUCCUGGAAUGAUUUGGUCAUGGAGAUUUUGAUGAAUGGUUAAAUGAUAGGAUUGGAAGAGCAAUUAACACCUUGAAGGGUAUGCUGCUAAUGAGCCUAGUGUUCGAGUUAAUCGAUUUGGCAGAAAGUUUUUCUUUUGCGCAAAAUUUUGAAUUAUGAUUCACUUGUAAUGUACCCAAAAAAAAGAGAAAUGUUUUAAAUGUACAAAUUUCUUUGAUUGAGAA
Beta vulgaris subsp. vulgaris (sugar beet) is the source of this 1668-nucleotide messenger RNA. Its product is annotated as protein trichome birefringence-like 25. Bases 177 to 1487 code for a protein of 436 amino acids. The transcript has 3 exons. Gene Ontology annotation, cellular component: Golgi apparatus. Lineage: Eukaryota; Viridiplantae; Streptophyta; Magnoliopsida; Caryophyllales; Amaranthaceae. Gene Ontology annotation, molecular function: O-acetyltransferase activity. The record is from RefSeq and is a predicted model, not a curated record.